GGAGGCCAGCUGCUCGCCAGUGUGUGUGUGUGUGUGCAGAGCCGAGCAGAGGAGCAGAGGAGCGUAGUGUGUGUGAGCGCUAGAAGGAGAGCGAGACACAGAGAGAGAGAAAGAGAGAGAGGGAGGGAGUGAGAGAGAGAGAAAGAGGGACAGACAGCACAGGAGGACUAUUAGCGACGCCUGUGCUGUGCUGAGCUGAGCUGAGCUGUGGCUACACUGUGACUGUGGCUGUGACUGUGACUGUGACUGCGAGCUCCUCCAGUCUCCUCUCUGCUCUGCUCACCGUUCUGUAGUACUGAGCCGUGCUGUGGUGAGCUGUGCUGAAGCGUCCUGCCUAACUGGCUGGCUGGCUGGCUGGUUGGCUGCUGCCGCUGUCAGUGUUUCUGCUACGGAGGAGCUUCUAAGCUCCACUCCGCUCUGUGCCGCUCAGCUCUCCCGCUCCGCUCUCCGGCUCCUCUCCGGUGUGGUGACAGGGCUCUAUUGCCCCCCCGCCCCCUCCUCCUCCAAUCCCCCCCCCACCACCACCACCACCACCCCCCACCCCACCCUGCAUGGACAGGAAUCUGGCACUUCAGCUCAAUGAUGUAUUUUGUGAUUUCAGCUAUGAAAGCUCAAAUUGAAAUUAUUCCUUGCAAGAUCUGCGGAGACAAGUCAUCAGGCAUUCAUUAUGGGGUGAUAACAUGCGAAGGCUGCAAGGGUUUCUUCCGCCGGAGUCAGCAGAGCAACGCGGCGUACUCGUGUCCCCGCCAGAAGAACUGCCUGAUCGACCGCACCAGCCGCAACCGCUGCCAGCACUGCCGGCUGCAGAAGUGCCUGGCUGUCGGCAUGUCACGGGACGCGGUGAAGUUCGGCCGGAUGUCCAAGAAGCAGCGUGACAGCCUGUAUGCGGAGGUCCAGAAGCACCGGCUGCAGCAGCAGCAGCGCGAGCACCAGCAGCAGCCGGGGGAGGCGGAGCCUCUGACGCCCACCUACGGGGGCCUGGCGGCCAAUGGCCUCACCGAGCUGCACGACGAGCUGGGCGGCUACAUGGACGGACACACCACCGACGGGGCCAAGCCCGACUCGGCCGUCAGCAGCUUCUACCUGGACAUACAGCCGUCGCCCGACCAGUCCGGCCUGGACAUCAACGGCAUCAAGCCAGAGCCCAUCUGUGACUUCACGCCCGGAUCCGGCUUCUUCCCCUACUGCUCCUUCACCAAUGGAGACGCCUCACCCACCGUCUCCAUGGCAGAACUAGAACACCUGGCCCAGAACAUCUCCAAGUCCCACAUGGAGACCUGUCAGUACCUGAGGGAGGAGCUCCAGCAGAUGACCUGGCAGACCUUCCUGCAGGAGGAGACAGAGAGCUACCAGAGCAAGCCGCGGGAGGUGAUGUGGCAGCUGUGUGCCAUUAAGAUCACGGAGGCCAUCCAGUACGUGGUGGAGUUUGCCAAGCGCAUCGACGGCUUCAUGGAGCUCUGUCAGAAUGACCAGAUCGUGCUGCUCAAAGCAGGCUCUCUGGAGGUUGUGUUUGUGCGAAUGUGCCGUGCCUUUGACUCCCAGAGCAACACAGUCUACUUCGACGGGAAGUACGCCGGCCCAGACGUAUUCAAGUCACUGGGCUGUGAUGACCUGAUCAGCUCCGUGUUUGAGUUUGGGAAGAACUUGUGUUCUAUGCACCUGUCCGAGGACGAGAUCGCCCUCUUCUCCGCAUUCGUCUUGAUGUCAGCAGACCGGUCCUGGCUUCAGGAGAAGAUGAAGGUGGAGAAGCUGCAGCAGAAGAUCCAGCUGGCACUGCAGCACGUCCUGCAGAAGAACCACCGAGAGGACGGCAUCCUUACUAAGUUGAUAUGCAAAGUGUCGACGCUCCGCGCGCUCUGCAGCAGGCAUACAGAGAAGCUGACGGCGUUCAAAGCAAUAUACCCAGACAUUGUGCGCGCCCACUUCCCCCCCUUAUACAAGGAGCUCUUCGGCUCGGACUUUGAGCAGGCCAUGCCCGUGGACGGGUAGCUGGCAUGAGGGUGCCUGAGACCCGAUAUCCGCUGCCCAACGACCCCCCCACCU
Engraulis encrasicolus (European anchovy) is the source of this 2043-nucleotide messenger RNA. RefSeq names its product RAR-related orphan receptor A, paralog a (gene roraa). Gene Ontology annotation, cellular component: nucleus. Gene Ontology annotation, molecular function: zinc ion binding; nuclear receptor activity; RNA polymerase II cis-regulatory region sequence-specific DNA binding. Gene Ontology annotation, biological process: regulation of transcription by RNA polymerase II. The coding region runs from base 580 to 1989 and encodes 469 amino acids. The transcript has 11 exons. Lineage: Eukaryota; Metazoa; Chordata; Actinopteri; Clupeiformes; Engraulidae. The record is from RefSeq and is a predicted model, not a curated record.